GGCUUAAGAAACUGCUUCACAGACGUUUAUUCGUUGGCUAAGUAGAAGACGCACUAUGUAGGCUUGUUUCGUAGGUGUAAGCAAGUGUAUUUUGCGUAAUGAGAUUGCUCAGUUUUGAUAAUUUCGUCUCUGCCGUAACAGUCAUGUGCUUAUUUCCACCUAGUCACUGUGAAAAAUCCAAUGUAUUUGCAUAAAUUAUAUAAUAGCAACAUUGUUAUGGUGAGAAUUAUCAGCUAGCCCUCCUCAUCAAAAUCUUUGGCACCAAAGUGUGAAGAUGUAGUAGGAUGGAAUCUAGAUCCACUGACUGAAACUUAUGGAUUGUCUUUCUACAUGCAGUACCUCGCUCACUGGCCUGAAUAUUUUCAAGUGGCAGAAUCACCAAAUGGGGAAAUCAUGGGUUACAUUAUGGGCAAGGCAGAGGGCCACGGAGAAAGCUGGCAUGGUCACGUGACAGCACUGACGGUGUCACCAGAGUACCGUCGACUGGGGUUGGCAGCAACUCUAAUGGCCUGGCUCGAAGACGUGUCUGAGAAAAAGCGCGCCUACUUUGUUGAUCUGUUUGUACGUGUCUCCAACAAAGUUGCAAUAAACAUGUACAAGACCCUAGGGUACAUCGUAUACAGAACUGUUUUGGAAUACUAUUCAGGUGAUCCUGAUGAAAAUGCUUUUGAUAUGCGGAAAGCGCUAUCUAGGGAUGUGAAGAAAAAAUCGAUGAUUCCGCUGACUCAUCCUGUACGACCAGACGAAGUGGACUGACGACAAGUUGUCUACUGAAUGUCCGUCGGCAGGGUGUUUGACAUUCAGUAGAUUGCUCUAUGUGAAAAACUGUCAAAGCAUUUCGUAGGCAACAAAAUACCUCUGCUAAUUCUGGUUCAAAACAAUCUGACUGAAAAUACAAACCGAAAAUUUUCAUUUCUCGAGUGAUUUCUACUGUGUACUACUUCACAAGUUUUGUACUUUUAAACUGAAAUGUGCAGAAUGUUGAAUAUACACCUGAGCAUUGGAGAAGAAACAAUUGUCUGAACUAUAAGUGCGUGCGAGAAAUAAAGUUUUUCAGUAACAGGGAACAACCCUGUGCCUUGGCA
This is a messenger RNA of Schistocerca gregaria, 1085 nucleotides long. It is a transcript of the gene Naa20A, whose product is annotated as N-alpha-acetyltransferase 20. The transcript has 6 exons. Gene Ontology annotation, biological process: N-terminal peptidyl-methionine acetylation. NCBI's taxonomy places the organism in Eukaryota, Metazoa, Arthropoda, Insecta, Orthoptera, Acrididae. The coding region runs from base 331 to 756 and encodes 141 amino acids. The record is from RefSeq and is a predicted model, not a curated record. Gene Ontology annotation, molecular function: protein-N-terminal amino-acid acetyltransferase activity. Gene Ontology annotation, cellular component: NatB complex.